Symbiodinium pilosum is the source of this 657-nucleotide messenger RNA. NCBI's taxonomy places the organism in Eukaryota, Dinophyceae, Suessiales, Symbiodiniaceae. The record is from the annotation of a GenBank genome assembly.
AUGGAUGAGGAGUCUUGGAGCACGCCUAGGCCGCGGGCAUUUAGCUGCCCUGCCGGUGGUAUGGAGGACAGUGACAACGAAGAACAGCAGGAGGCGAAGUCCCAGGAUCGCUACUUGGAGGAGGUCGUACGCGAGGCAUCCAAACUCCGCGUUCGCCAAAGCCGCGGAAGCGCCGGUCACCCAGAAGUAUGUCGUCGACCGUGCGUCUUUUUGGCGGCGGGACGCUGCAGCCAAGGCGACACGUGUGGGUACUGCCAUAGAGAGCACAAUGAAGCCCGUGCGCGACCUGACAAGAAACAAAGGGCGCUACUUGGAGGUCUGUCUGAACCAGAGCUGUUCGAUAUCCUUCUGCCGCAUCUACAGGUUCGCGCAGGGCUUCCGCAACUUCGGGGCAAAGCGUGGGACCUUCUGCGCCUACUGGAGGACACUUCGCCGCGGUCUUUUUCAUCUAGCCAGGCGUCAGAUUAUGCUGCAAGCCCCUCCAGCUCCAGUCCGGUUGUGGACGGCAAGUUGAGGUCCCUCAACAAAACGCUGGAGCGCAUGUCAUUUUCUGGCCUCGUAGCGUUACUCUGUGAGAGUCUUGCCAAAGGCAACCUUAGAGAGCAAUUGCUGCAAGCUUUGGAGGACGUACGCGCUCAGUGCGACAAUGCUUCAUGA